AUGACUUGCCUCAGGCUCAUCGCGCUGGUCACAGUUUUUGUUCUGCUGGCCUCUGCAGAAGACCAGAACUACUCCUUCAGUUCUCUGGUGGGAUCCGGAAGUGGAACUCCGUACAGGAUCGAGGGAGAUGAGCGAGUCACUGGAGUUCGAGUCUGGAGUCAGUCUAGCUACAUCUCCUCGAUCCAGUUGAGGUACGGGUAUAUCUGGGCCGAGCGUGCGGGCCUACAUAGCGGCACAAUGCAGGAGUUCCUUUUGUUUGACGACGAGGCCUUAGUCCAGAUCUCGGGGAAGUACUCGCACUACAUCCACUCGCUGGUGUUUGUCACCAGCAGGGGGCGCUCCCUGAUGGUCAUGGGAAACCCCUCAGGGGAGUCCUUCAACAUGUAUCCAGAGCAUGAACAGGCCGAGCUGCGCUUCCUCAGUGGAACCUAUCACGCGUAUCUGACCGGGAUCAGCGCUCACUGGGCAGAGUUCCAUGAAUCCAGAAACGAAGACACCAUGUGA
This is a messenger RNA of Knipowitschia caucasica, 504 nucleotides long. The record is from the annotation of a GenBank genome assembly. Lineage: Eukaryota; Metazoa; Chordata; Actinopteri; Gobiiformes; Gobiidae.